This is a messenger RNA of Carlito syrichta (Philippine tarsier), 3973 nucleotides long. RefSeq names its product RRP15-like protein. Gene Ontology annotation, biological process: maturation of 5.8S rRNA; maturation of LSU-rRNA. The transcript is spliced from 5 exons. Bases 1 to 774 code for a protein of 257 amino acids. Gene Ontology annotation, cellular component: preribosome, large subunit precursor. NCBI's taxonomy places the organism in Eukaryota, Metazoa, Chordata, Mammalia, Primates, Tarsiidae. The record is from RefSeq and is a predicted model, not a curated record.
AUGACUUCUGUGUCCACUACUAGCAGUUCUCCAUUGAGUUUUUAUGAGGAAUUCUGUUCUAUAGGAAGCUGUGGAUUGGAAAAGGAUUACUUUUCUUCUGAUGAUGAAGCAAUAGAGGCUGACAAUGAAGAUGAUGCUGAGCCCUAUGACAUAGAAAAUAAAAAUGCCGCAGAAUCAAGUGUUGGGACUAAUACAGGCUGGGCAGAUGCCAUGGCUAAAAUCCUUAACAAAAAAACUCCUGAAAGUAAAUCCACCAUUCUGGUAAAAAAUAAAGAGCUGGAGAAGGAAAAAGAAAAGUUAAAACAAGAAAGAAUAGAGAAAAGAAAACAGCGUGAUAAGAGGCUGGAGUGGGAAAUGAUGCACAGAGUAAAGCCAGAUGUUGUCCAAGACAAAGAGACAGAGAGAAAUCUUCAGAGAAUUGCAACGAGGGGUGUGGUACAAUUAUUUAAUGCUGUUCAGAAACAUCAAAAGAACGUUGAUGAAAAAGUUAAAGAAGCUGGAAGCUCUAUUAGAAAGCGUGCUAAGUUGAUAUCAACUGUUUCCAAGAAAGAUUUCAUUAGCGUUUUGAGAGGAAUGGAUGGAAGUACAAAUGAGACAAGUUCUACUGCAAAGAGUCCAAAAACCAAACGGACUGAAGUGAAAUCAGAAGAGGGCCCGGAUUGGAAAAUCCUACGUGAUGAUUUCAUGAUGGGAGCAUCUAUGAAAGACUGGGACAAGGAAAGUGAUGGACCAGAUGACAGCAGACCAGAAUCUGCAAGUGACUCUGAUGCAUAAAGCAUUGUAGAAAAUACAAUUUGCAAUCACUUUAUUUUUUUCUAGAAAAAUAAUUCAUCCUCUGAUAGUUGGGGAGUUAUAAGAAUACCACUUGUAAGAAAGCAAAAAGACUUUUACCAGCUUUGGUAUUCCCCCUUUUCACAUACACUUUAUUGAAAUUAUAUUUUUCAACUCUUGGUUAAUUUUAAGCAUCGUUCCUUAAAACAUUUGUAAGAAGAAAUAUUUGUGCUUUACCAGCAAGGUGUGCAUUUUGCCAGGAUCAUGUUGGUUAUGUCUAUUGGUGUGUUUUUCAGGAUCACCAGUGUUUCUAGAAAUGUAGUAUCAAUUCAUAAUUAAAAUAAACUCUUUGAAGUUCAUGUUUCUCUUCCAAUUUAUAGGCCUAGGUGUCUAUAGUUUUGAGAACAAUUGAUACAUUUUUGUUUGUUUGGGGAUGCUAGUGAGAAAACCUGUGUAGUAAAAUUUAAAGUUAUACUAUUUCUGAUUUUGGGUGGUCAUUUUAACUUUCGAUGAUCUGGCAAAUAUGAACCAAAGGAUUUCUACUUUUAUAUGGUUUCCUUUUACUACAUAAUACAAAUAAUGACUUAGAUUUAUUUUAAGUGUUAGGCUGUUUUUGCAAGAAAGAUUUAGUCGGGUGGAAAUUCUCAUGAUUCACUUAGGCAAUAAGACACAAUUUCUUGGGAAGCAUAUUUGAUAUGUUCUUGCUCUCUCUUCUUUUUUUUCCUCUCAAAUUUGAGUUGGCUUAAAUUCUCUUUUAUGAACUGCCCAGCCAGUGAAAUGAUGGAGUUCGACAAGUAAUCUGCAGCAGAAUAUUACAUCUGAUUUGAGACUUGUUUCCAUAUUGUUGCCUUAAAGUUUACUAAAUUGGGUGACUUGUAGUAUCUAGUUGUUAGAAAGGGGAGGGAAAGACUGUUUAAUAUCAAUCCAAAAUUUCUGUGAAACGUGGCCCAAGAUCUAAAGUUUUUAAGGAAACUAUUUAAUAAAUGUGAUCUACUCUUUUCUGAAAGGAAUCUAUCUCUUUCACCAUCUUUCCAUAAUAAAAACAGUUUGCCUCCUACCACCCAAUUGCACAUACUUGCAUCUGUUGUAUAUUGAGGGAUAAUCCUUCCGCCCUGAACUGUGCUAGAGCAAAAAUGUUUAUAUUUUUACACCUAUUUGAGUGUUACUGUAUUAUAUGACUAAAGUUAAAUUAGUCCGUGGCCUGGUAUUUAUCAUAAAGGAAGGUGUACACUUAAGAUAUCAAGUGGUUAAAAUAGUAAAUAUUGCAACACAUUUUUGUAUUCUAACUUUUGAACUUUAGUGUCUUUUAAUAUAAAUAAAUGUGAACAAAUAUUCCUCAGCAGUAAUGAGUGCUAAAUAUCUUGAUGUAACUUAACACAGAUUAAUAUUUCAGUAUAACCUACAAACAUGGAGAUACCUUUGAAAAAAAAUAUAUGCAGCAUCUAAAAACUUUUUUGUCCCCCAAACUAAAGAGUAUACUUUAUUUUUUGUUAUUAACUUGUUUCUGGGUUAUACUAAAGUUUUAUGAAAAUUUUUCUGAAUAUUACAUUUAGAUGAUAGAAAUGGAUAAUUUCUUGUUUACCAAAAAGUUGUUUUGAAAUUUUGCUUGUAUUUUAUAGUUCCUUGUUUAAUUUCACAGAAUUGAACAAGAUUUACAAGUUGACAGUAAGGAAGAAAAUAUUUGCAAAUUUUCAUUGUUCAGAAAUUAUUUAAUUCCAAAGUAAAGUUGAGUCAUCCCUAUAAGGAAAAGAAGUAUCACUUAUAUAAGAAGACUAUAAAGUAUAUAUAAAUUACAUGAAAUAAUUUUUAUCAUAUGGAUGAAAUGUCUUAUGUAUAUUAGUAUUUCUGCAUCUUGAGUAUACAAUAAGUAAAACACCAUAGUGUAUAAAUAUGAACCUAAGGGUGAGCGUAUUUUAGAAACUGUAUUUUUAGAUGAAUGUUUGAAAUAGUCUAGUUCUGUCACCUUUACCCUAAAUGUUUUACCUACACACUUAAAUUCUUCUGACACCAAUCAGAUUAAUAAUCUGUAUUUAUUUAAUUUUUCUAUGUUGUAUUUGAAUUUUUUUUAAGGGGAAGAAAGAUAGAACUGUAAUCUCCUCUACCUAUUUGUUUAAACAUAACAAUAUUAAGAUUUUGUUUUUGGUAACUAAUCACAAGAAUAUAGUUUUCUUUGCUUAAAAAAAAACUAUAGAAAAGAGGAACCAACAAUUUAAACAUAUUUCUUAUUCCAAAUAUCUAGAAUGCUCUAGAUACUUGGAUGACUGGGGUGAGUGUUGUCAGUAUUUAGCAUAGUUUAGGUUAAGUUGUUAAUUGUUUUUAAGCAUCAAAAUUUGAAAGUCAAAGAUAAUACCUGACUGAAUAAUAUAGGAUUGAAAAUAACUUAGAAUCAUCUUCGUAAUUUAGCACUUUAGCAUGGAGUUGGAGCACUGAAUUUAUUUCAAGUUACCUAGAAUUCUGCACUGCUCAAAUAUUAUUCAAUUGAUUGUAAAUUAUACCAUGUAAAUCCUUUAGAUAGAAUAGUUUAGAGGCUUACUGUCAGUACUUAGAGCCUAAAGUGACUCAGUAGGUAGUACUGGAAGGUUUAUUUGAGGGCAGAGUGCAAGUCUUUAAAAAUAUUUUUUGUCUUUAAAAGAGAUGGGUGAGAAAGGGAUGUAUAAAUUCUGAGAAUGAGAAACCUCUUAGGGCUUUUUAAUAAAUAUAUUUUGCACAUAUGGAUAUACUUACUAUUCAUUGACUACCAACUAAACUAAUCCUGUUACCUGUGAAAUUGUGUUAUUAAAGAAACUGUAAUGUUUAAGAGAAUGCCUGUUAAGGUGUCUUCAAGGAACAUAAACAUUUCUAUUAAAAAGAUAGUAGGAGGUCAAAUAAAUAAGCUAAUACUUUUGCCUCCUUUGGAUAACUCUUUUUCUUCCUUAUAUGUAUUUAUUUUUAAUUUUAUUAAUAUAUGUGGUCAUAAAUGAAAUGGAAAGAAAAUUUUACUUCAGAAUCUUUUAAUAACUACAGCAUGCCAUUAUUGUCCUUAGUAAAUUGAUGUUGUACAGCAUGAGUUUUAUAUACAGCCGACCAGUGAACAACAUUGGUGUUGGAUGCAUUGACCCGUGCAGUUCUACCUGUGUGCAGUUCAACCCCGUGUUGUUCAAGGGUUAACUAUUUAUAACAUUUGUAAUUUCUUAAGGAAAUAAACAUGAGUAGUUGUAAAAUA